This is a messenger RNA of Funneliformis geosporum, 292 nucleotides long. The record is from the annotation of a GenBank genome assembly. Lineage: Eukaryota; Fungi; Glomeromycota; Glomeromycetes; Glomerales; Glomeraceae.
AUGGAUGAAAAUAAUGAAAUAUGUGAAAUUAUUCCAUCUCAAAAAGAAAAAAUUAAAAUAAAUGUUCGAGGUUACUUAAUGGCACAAGAAAAAAAACUAAAGGAUACAUAUUAUUGGUUUUGUGAAAAAAAAAGCUUGAAAAUUUCUAGUAAUGCUAUAGUUGCAGAAAUUAUUGGACAAAUCAAACAGAAAGCUCGUAUAAUACGAGACAAAUCUUCCCAAAUAAUUCAAGAUAUUACUUCUAGUAUGUUGCAAGAGUAUCAACCUUACAUGCCAUCUUCUAAUGCCCUUC